Molecule: messenger RNA, 2749 nt
Organism: Onychostoma macrolepis
Lineage: Eukaryota; Metazoa; Chordata; Actinopteri; Cypriniformes; Cyprinidae
Gene: gata2a
Product: GATA binding protein 2a
Exons: 6
Coding region: 573-1955 (460 amino acids)
Biological process (GO): positive regulation of miRNA transcription; positive regulation of angiogenesis; negative regulation of transcription by RNA polymerase II
Cellular component (GO): nucleus
Molecular function (GO): zinc ion binding; RNA polymerase II cis-regulatory region sequence-specific DNA binding; DNA-binding transcription factor activity, RNA polymerase II-specific
Source: RefSeq, a predicted model, not a curated record
UUUUGUGCCUCAAGUUUCGCUGUUUCCAGAGAGAGAGAGAGAGAGAGAGAGACAGAGAGACAGCGAGAGUAAGACAAGAUAGAGUACGAGGUGUCAGACACUACACCACGCCGUAAGUCACUGAAGAAAGAUCCUCAGCGAAAGCAUUCUGGAAAGACGCUUGACUGUGUGGAAAGGUUGGCAUCGCCAGCUAGAGAGGACUGUGCCCAGAGCCUCAGCGCUUCGCAGAGCACAACGAAUCACCGCUACUCUUCCUUCAAAGACGGUGCCACACGGAAUUGGCCCCAGGACACAUUUCUCUGCGAAAUGUCAAGAGGAGAGAGCCUAAUCAUAAACACUGGUGUUCCUGAGCAUUGUUGAAAGCAAAGAAGCAGGACCUCUAUUUCUCCAAAAAUAAGGGCAUGUGCAAAAAGUGAAUAGGGCAUCACCAACUGAAGCAGUAAGCUCACGACACAUAUUUCAAUAAUCUAAAGGACCAUAGUGGUGCUCCUGGGUCUGUUAGCGUCCGAAAGGUUUUCAGUAGACAUCUAGAAAACUUCCCGAAACAUCUUCGAAACGCGGACGAUUUAGACAUGGAGGUUGCGGCCGAUCAGUCUCGAUGGAUGGCCCAUCAUCAUGCGGUGCUCAACGGCCAGCACCCAGACUCCCAUCAUCACGGGCUUACACACAAUUACAUGGAGCCCAUGGCCCCUCUUCUGCCCCCGGACGAGGUGGAUGUGUUCUUGAAUCACUUGGACUCGCAGGGAAACCCUUACUACCCCAAUUCACGGGCUAGAGUAUCAUACGGACAAGCACACGCUCGUCUCACGGGAAGUCAGGUCUGCCGACCACACCUCAUACACAGUCCCGGUAUUCCUUGGCUGGACAGCGGGAAGGCAGCGCUCUCCGCAGCUCACCACAACGCCUGGGCGGUGAGUCACUUCAGCAAGCCUGGCCUGCACCCCGCCAGCGCCGGUUACCCGUGCAGCAGCAGUUCCAGCACCGCUCCCGUCUCCUCCCUCACAUCCGUAACCCACUCCAGUCCACAUCCCCUCUACAAUUUCCCCCCAACCCCACCGAAAGACGUCUCACCGGACCCCGGCCCUUCUUCUCCGACCUCCACCACUGCACGAAUGGAUGAAAAGGAGUCCAUCAAGUACCAAGUGUCCAUCGCUGAUGGGAUGAAAAUGGAGGGAUGUAGUCCUCUUCGGGGAAGCCUGGCAAUGAGCGCCCAAACACCGUCCACGCACCAUCCCAUCCCAACCUACCCGACAUACUCUCUUCCCACGCCACACGAGUACGGCGGCGGGCUGUUUCAUCCUGGUACCCUCCUCAGUGGAUCCGCUUCAAGCUUCACACCUAAAUGCAAAAGCAAGACGCGGUCGUGCUCAGAAUUCUGCACAGAGGGGCGUGAAUGUGUGAACUGCGGAGCCACCUCCACCCCGCUGUGGCGGCGGGACGGAACGGGCCACUACCUCUGCAACGCGUGCGGCCUGUACCACAAGAUGAACGGCCAGAACCGACCCCUUAUCAAACCAAAGCGCAGACUGUCUGCUGCGAGGCGAGCUGGCACCUGCUGCGCGAACUGCCAGACAACCACGACCACUCUGUGGCGGCGCAACGGGAACGGUGACCCGGUGUGCAACGCCUGCGGGCUCUACUACAAACUCCACAACGUCAACAGGCCACUGACCAUGAAAAAAGAGGGCAUCCAAACACGCAACCGAAAGAUGUCCAGCAAGUCCAAGAGGAGUAAACGAUCUGGCGACGGUUUCGAGGAGCUCUCCAAGUGCAUGCAGGACAAGACCUCUCCGUUUGGCAGCGCCAGUGCUCUGGCAAGCCACAUGCCACACAUGGGCCACCUGCCACCGUUCAGCCAUUCUGGACACAUGCUGCCCACUCCGACUCCCAUUCACCCCACAUUCAGCCACCCUCACCAUUCCAGUCGCUCUCCCGCCUGGGCCGAGCCUCACUGAAGACCCACGCUCGCUCGCAUCCCCUCGACGGGGGCCUUGCGUUAGCUCCUCCAUACUGAAAAUCUCCACGCACCCCCCUCCCCUCCCGUAAAGAAAUCUUCCACAGGUGAGGGACGCGAAGGGGUUCGUUUCGGGUUCGUUCCUGCUUGGACACUGCCGAGGAAGGUGUCAUCUCAUCAACAACCACGUCAGCUUGUAUAGAGGACGGUUUGCGUGUUUAAGAAGCACCUCUCCCUUCUAGACACUGAGGACCUUCACAGACAGAGCAGAGGGAGAGAGAGCUAUCUUUGCUUUUAGCUUUUCGUUACGUUUUACUGAGUCACUUUGGUACUGUCCUGAAAGAGAGGAUGUGUCUUUGCAGAUUCACUAUGUGGCAGUUCCUUCUCAGAAACUCUCUAGUUAAGGACUCGCUCUGACUCUCUGCGUACAUGACGAGUCAAAGAAAGAGAGACAGAAAGAGGGAAGACCACUAAGUUUAUCCCCCCUAACAUGCUGGAAUACACCCCCCUCGGGCAUGAUUCCCUCUGAAUGGACUCUAUGGAUACGACAUACAAGCAAAGAAAUGUUUAUAAAGGUUAAUUGUUAUUAUCGUUAUUGUUAUUAUGAUAAUUUAUUUUCACUCUUUAUCUCUUAUUUCGCUUUCCUCAGAACACAUUGUUAUAUGAUAAAUAUUAUUUGAUUGUUAUUGAUUAAAAAAAAAAACACUGACCUAUCCUAGCCAAGGCGAUGUUGCUGAGCUGUACGUUUUUAUCAUUUUCCAUUACACAAAUAAAGGAAAUAAAGUUUUAAUACUU